Molecule: messenger RNA, 4084 nt
Organism: Hyalella azteca
Lineage: Eukaryota; Metazoa; Arthropoda; Malacostraca; Amphipoda; Hyalellidae
Gene: AlaRS
Product: alanine--tRNA ligase, cytoplasmic
Exons: 4
Coding region: 133-3687 (1184 amino acids)
Biological process (GO): alanyl-tRNA aminoacylation; tRNA modification
Cellular component (GO): mitochondrion; cytoplasm
Molecular function (GO): amino acid binding; nucleic acid binding; ATP binding
Source: RefSeq, a predicted model, not a curated record
UCGCGUGGAAGGUGAAAGAGUCAGAGACUCGGAGAUUUCAAGCCAGAGGACUCGAACUUGUCAAAGAGACGGGUCGCUGAUCGGUGCGUGGUGCCGGUGUACUUUUGAGGAGAGUGUCAAUUUGUCGUUACGAUGCUGCUGAAGGAAGUGAGGUCAACUUUUGUGGAGUACUUCCAGAAGAAGCACGCACAUGUGUACGUCCACAGCUCUCCAACCAUCCCUCACGAUGACCCUACUCUCCUCUUUGCCAAUGCUGGCAUGAAUCAAUUCAAGCCAAUAUUCCUCGGCAAUGUGGAUCCAAGCAGUGACAUGGCAAGAUUAAAGCGCGCUGUGAACUCACAAAAGUGCAUCAGAGCUGGUGGCAAACACAAUGACUUGGAUGAUGUAGGCAAGGAUCUAUAUCAUCACACAUUCUUUGAGAUGUUGGGAAACUGGUCCUUUGGUGACUAUUUCAAGGAUGAGAUUUGCUCAUGGUCCUGGGAUUUGCUCACCAACGUGUACAAAUUACCAAAGGAUCGUUUGUAUGUGACUUAUUUUGGUGGCGAACCUUCCCAGCAGUUGGAGCCUGACCUUGAGUGCCGGCAGAAGUGGCUGGAUCUUGGUGUUCCUGCUGAGCAUAUCCUGCCAGGAAGUAUGAAGGAUAAUUUCUGGGAGAUGGGAGAUACUGGCCCAUGUGGUCCGUGUUCAGAAAUUCAUUUUGACAGAAUUGGAGGAAGGGACGCUUCUUCAUUAGUAAACCAAGACGACCCUGACGUUCUGGAAAUCUGGAAUCUUGUCUUCAUUCAGUUCAACAGGGAAUCGAAUGGACAACUGAAGAGCCUUCCUAAGAAGCACAUUGACUGUGGUCUUGGCCUCGAACGUCUGGCUUCAAUUAUGCAAGAUAAGCGCUCCAAUUACGAUACUGACGCCUUCUUGCCAAUCUUUGUGAAAAUUCAAGAGCUGACGGGAGCGCGCCCGUACACUGGUAUGAUUGGUAAGGCUGACAGUGACUGCGUGGACAUGGCUUACCGUGUGCUCGCUGACCACGCCAGAACCUUGACUGUUGCUCUGUCUGAUGGAGGAAUGCCCGACAACGUUGGAAGAGGAUACGUUUUGCGACGCAUCUUACGGCGCGCAGUGCGUUUCGCGUCUGAGAAGCUUGGAGCUAAACCCGGUGUAUUCGCAGAGCUCGUCGACGUUGUGGUUGAUCUGCUCCAAGACGCCUUCCCGGAGCUUGCCAAAGAUUCUAGCUACGUGAAGGAUGUCAUAAAUGAAGAGGAGCGUCAAUUUUUGAAGACUUUAGAGCGAGGACGCAAACUUCUUCACCGAACUGUUGGCAAGCUAGGAGUCUCCAAGCUUAUUCCCGGUGACGUGGCGUGGCGUCUUUACGACACCUACGGCUUCCCAGUGGACCUAACUCAACUCAUGGCAGAAGAGAAUGAUCUCAACGUGGACAUGGAUGCCUUCGAGACAUGCAAAAAAGAGGCACAGGAACGGUCGAGAGGGGAAGCCAAGGACCGGGACGAUUCAUACAGACUAGACGUCCAUGCCAUAGAGGAACUCAAGUCACGGGGCAUUCCAUUCACUGACGAUUCCCAAAAAUAUGAUUAUAAAGCUGGCAACUCUCCAGAUGCCGACUACUCGUUUGGCUCGUGUCUGGGUAAAAUUGUAGCUAUUCGCAUGAACGGCCAUUUCGUCGAAGAGGUUAAAUCCGGUGAUCGUUGUGGAAUAGUCACCGACCGGACCUGCUUUUAUGCUGAAAGUGGUGGACAGCUCUCAGAUGAAGGCUUUAUGGUGAAAAAUGACGACGACUCGACUGAAUUCAAAGUCGAAAAUGCUGAAAUUAAAGGAGGCUUUGUUUGUCACGUGGGAGUUGUUGAGGGCACUCUGAAAAUUGGUGACGAAGUAGCAAUAACUUUUGACGGUGUGAGAAGAAAGUUACUAAUGAAUAACCACACUGGAACUCACAUCCUGAACUUUGCUUUGAGACAAGUUCUCUCGGCCGACGCAGAUCAGAAGGGUUCACUGGUGGCUCCUGAUCGUUUGAGAUUCGAUUUUAGUAGCAAAGGAGCAAUGACCGUCGAGCAGGUGAAGCGAGCUGAACAGAUCGCCGUCGAAAUGGUCAAGUCCAACAGCCAGGUUUAUGCCAAGACAUCUUCAUUAGCUGUUGCCAAGAGCAUCGUGGGGCUCCGGGCUGUGUUUGGGGAGGUGUACCCUGACCCUGUUCGAGUUGUGUCGGUAGGCAUUCCAGUAGAAGAUCUGGAGAAGGACCCGCAGAGUCCGGCUGGCAAUAAGACCAGUAUUGAAUUUUGUGGCGGCACUCAUCUUCUGCGUUCCGGACACGUUGGCCACUUUGUUAUUGCUGUUGAAGAAGCCAUCGCCAAAGGAAUAAGGAGAAUCGUUGCUCUCACCGGCCCCGAAGCUCAAAAAGCCAUUAACCGAGGUGCGCUCUUGCAAAAUAAAGUAAACCAACUAACACAAACUCUGUCUAAUGACAGCUUGUCAUAUAAAGAAUCGGUGAAGCUCAUUACUGAUUUAAUGGAGGACAUCAACCAAGCUCAAAUUCAGUACUGGCUACGCGAUGAGCUCAGAAACGCGCUUGAUUCUGCCAAGAAAGUGUUGGGAGAUGCCGACCGUGCCCGCAAGAUGGCGGUCUCUAAGGACGCGAUUCGUUUCGUAAAGGAGCUAAAAGCCGCCAAUCCUGACGUGCCUUAUGUGGUGGUGGAGCUGAAAGCGUUUGCUCAAAAUAAAGUACUGAACGACGCUCUGAAGGAAGUUAAGAAUGGGCCUCCAAGCCUCUUCAUAAGUGCUGAUGAGGAUACCGGAAAAAUUUUGGCCAUGGCUGCAGUGCCUAAAGAUGUUGUCCAGAAAGGUCUGGCUGCCGAUCAGUGGGUGAAGAAUCUAACGGAGCUGCUGGACGGUAAGGGAGGUGGCAGAGCAGAGAAUGCCCAGUUGAGCGGCACCAAUACGUCGGCAUUACAUAAGGCUUUGCGACUUUCGCACGAGUUUGCUCAACAAAAGUUAAGCUGUCCACCCGUUCAUCUCAAAACGGAUGAGCUUCUUACAACGUCGGCUACAAAUGUUUUAGAAAAACCACCGAAGUGUUGCCAAAAACGGGAAGAGACGAAAGUGGCAGUGAAGACCCAAGCGGCGACUGAUACUAAGUAUGAUUUGGUACUGCAUGGUGCUGACAAUAUUCAGGCCAUUUUUGUUGCACUUGCCGCGGGCUUCUCAGGAAAGACCUUGACGUUUGCUGACAACUCGGCGAAGAGAGUGAGCUUAGUGACGUCCGAAGGCAGGCUGGAAGGCGCGCUCGCUUCGGCUUCUUUCGUAGCGCCAGCCGACAUGUGUGGGAAGGAUCCCGUGCACAAAGCCCAGGUGUUGUCGUGGAUGAUCACUGCUGAGUCGGAACUGCUGCCUCUACUUGCGGCUGGCAAGCUCGUCAGUCAGCCAAAGCCAGGCGCUGGAGCCGCCGCCCAGCAGAUGCUGGAGCGCUUGAACCGCUACCUACGCGACCACACCUUCUUGGUAGGCGAACGCCUGUCGAUGGCUGAUGUGAGCGUCUUCGCGUCUUUGUUGAACGCUUACCGCGACCAGCGCCUGAGACCUUCCAUGGACAAGCUCACGAGCCUGACACGCUGGUUCAACACCGUCCUUCAUCAGCCUCCUGUGCAGACUUGUCUCAGCUGCAUGAACAUGACGCUUUAAUGGUCGUCAGUGAGGCUUUUAGCUUGGAAGGUCGAUGACUGAACUUUUUGCUGUCAUGGUUGUUGAGGCUAAAGUGUGUUGUAGGAUAAGUGAGUAAAAUCUGUUCCACCUUUUACACAUGUUGUUGGUUCAACCUAAGAAUUGAAUUGUUUUAUUAACUUGGAGUUGCAUCCGUUCCGACAUCCACGCGCAUUGAUUGUUACUACUUGUCUGAAAGAAAAUUGAUUUUCAAAAAUUGUAGAAAAGUUGAUGAAAUUUGAAUACGUGGAAUUUUCACUUGGCUUCAAUUACGCGUGGGCGGCGGAAUGGCUGAUUGUCGACUAUGGGAGCGAUGUUCUUUCGAAGAACUUGCUAUGUCGAAUUACCUUUUUGGAUUGAGUAAAAAAUUUUGACAUCA